CUGAUAUGACGAGUGUAGAGAUCAACAUGACUCCUCAGCAUGCAGAGGCCAAUCUAUAAGAUGUCCCUCGGAUUUCCAGUCGGCUCUGUUCAGAAAUCAAGCAGCUCAGUUGAUCUGAACGCCAUUUACCAUUCCUUUCAGUCUACCUGACACACUCCUUUUACUUUUUUACUUUUAACUGACAUUCACUUUGCUUUUCGUCCUUAUACAGACCGACCGACGACAUGAAGCUCUCCACAUUUGCCAUCGCCAGCAUUCUCGGCUACGCAGCCGCCCUGCCCGUCUUUGAAGAGCAGGCCCCUACACAGGAUGAUGUCCAACCCACCGGUACUCCUGCUUUCCAGGACCCCCCUCCGUCAGGCUCUGCUGGACCUGCUCCCUCUGGUGGCCCUGGUGGCUUCGGUGGACAGGGUGGUCCUGGCAAUGCUCCCGCUGGCGACCAGGUAUUCCCCUCUGUGACUGUCUCCGGUGCUGCCCCGACUGCUGCUCCCUCUGGAGGCUUCGGUGGCUUCGGCGGCUUUGGCGGCUUCGGUGGUGCCUCACCUUCUGGCUUCCCCGGAGGUGCCUCUCUCUCUGCCGCUUUCCCCUCCGGCUUCCCUGGCGGUGCUUCUCCCUCUGGCUUCCCAGGUGGUGCUGCUCCCUCGGGCUCCCCUAAGCAGGGUCAUUCCGCCCACGGCCACCACGGCGGCCACGAGGAGGGCAACUCUUCCUCAGACAACACUUCCUCUGGGUCUGAGCAGACCUUCGAGCGCCGCCAGUUCGAGCAGAGCCAGGGCUCUUCCUCAGAAGGAUCUUCCAACCAGGGCGGAUUCUCCCACGACUUCGGCAGCGGCUUUUCCGAGGGACCCUCGCCCUCUGGCACUGUUGGCGGUUCUUUUCCUUCUGGCUCCAUCGGUGGCCAGAGUGCCUCCCCUUCCGGCUUCGCUAGCGGCGGCUCUUCUGGCUUGGGUGGUCAGGGUGCUUUUCCUUCCGGCUCCUUCGGUGGUCAAGGUCCCUCGCCUUCUGGCUCCUUUGGUGGCCAGGGACCGUCUCCUUCUGGUUCUGGCGCUGCUCCCUCGGGCGGUCCCUCGGGCGCCUUCCCCACCGGUGCUCCCGGCUCUUUCUAAGCAAUCCUUGCAGAGAUUUGUGCUUCAAGCUAGAAUACAUUCCUUCAAGUGAUACUGUUCGGCGGUUUGGCUGUUUUGAGGCUGUCUUUCUUUGUUACGGGUCAAGUCAGAACGGUAGAAGAUAUCAGACUACAGCCCUGGUUCCGAACAUGCAAUUAAAAGGCGAAUAUGUAUAACAAAUAGUAG
This is a messenger RNA of Aspergillus homomorphus CBS 101889, 1292 nucleotides long. RefSeq lists its product as uncharacterized. The record is from RefSeq and is a predicted model, not a curated record. Bases 225 to 1106 code for a protein of 293 amino acids. Lineage: Eukaryota; Fungi; Ascomycota; Eurotiomycetes; Eurotiales; Aspergillaceae. The transcript has a single exon.